AUGCAGCGCUUCCUAUGGAGGGGAGAUCGACGCGCCGGCCCGCCUACCGAGUAUCGCAUGAAGAGCUUUAUAUUCGGUGCGACUUCAUCACCGUGUUCGGCUAUUUACGUGAAAAAUAGCAACGCCGAGCGCUACAAGGACAUCUACCCGGAGGCAGCCGAGGCCGUGGUGAGAAAUCACUACGUGGACGACUACCUGGCGAGCUACGAAACAGAAGAAGAGGCGGUGCGCAUCUCCACUGAAGUCAACAAGAUACAUCACUUCGCGAACUACGACCUGCAGAAGUGGACGUCGAACAGCCGCAUCGUGCUCGCUCAGCUGUCGUCAUCUGAAGCUGAAGACCCUAGACUGCUGCAACUGGACCCGGGGAAGCUGCUGGGCAUGGUGUGGCACCCGGAGGACGACACACUCUCCUUCAACUUGAACAAACAUCGCAUCCCCGAGGCAAUACUGAGCGGCGAGCGCACACCUACGAAGAGAGAAGCGCUGCGGACAGUCAUGUCGAUCUACGACCCGCUCGGACUCGCCACGCCGGUCACCGUGCAAGCGAAGCGCAUCCUGCAGGACGUCUGGCGCUCCGGCAUCGACUGGGACGCGCAACUCGAAGACAACGAAGCACGAGCAUGGAGGAGCUGGAUCGAGCACGCGCAACAGCUGCCGCGCCUCGCCGUGCCGCGCUGCUACGCCUCAUACAGUGGCGCGGCCACCCGCGAGCUCCACGUCUUCGUCGACGCAAGUUCGUCUGCAUAUGCUGCUGUCGUCUACUGGAGGGUCAUCGAUCAAGAGGGAAACACACACCUGUCACUCGUCAGCGGAAAAGCAAGAGUCGCACAGCUCAACAAGGUGGUCUCCAUCCCGCGACUCGAACUGCAAGCGGCCGUGCUGGGAUGCCGCCUCGCACAAGCCGCCAUAGAAGAACACGACUUGAAGCCGAGUCGUCGAGUGUACUGGUCGGACUCAAGAACAGUACUCACGUGGCUACGAAAUGGCCCACGUACCUACAAGCCGUUCGUAGCACACCGCGUAGCCGAGAUAAGCGACACUACGAAAACAAAGGAGUGGCGCUGGGUACCUACAAAGGAGAACACAGCCGACGACGCGACACGCGACACGCCCCCGGACUUCAACUCAAGUCACCGGUGGUACCGCGGCCCCGCCUUCCUAUACCUACCGGAGGAGCACUGGCCGCGAGAAGAGAAGAUCAUCGAAGAAGACACGGGGGAAGAGCGAACACUCGUCACUGUCGCCGCCACACGCUUGUCUGAGGCCCUGCCAGACAUAACUCGCUUCAGUAACUUCAUGCGAGUUAUUCGAGCGACGGCACGGGUACUACAAUUCAUCGAACUACUACGUGCGAAGAAACAAACAGUGCUGCAUAAGCGCACUAAGAAGAAUGAAGAGGCCGACCCUGCGUGGACAAGUACUACGCCGAGAACAGCUACGCGGGCCGCUACGCCCGCCGUGAAGACAGCUGUGCGGAAGUACCUACUUCUCAGCGCUCGGCACAUGCACUGCGCGCGUCAACUGUGGCUACGCUCGCAACAACAAGAAAACUUCGCUGAAGAAAUAGCUGCGCUACAGAAAAGCGUCGCUAUACCUACUACGAGUCGACUGCACAACUUAUCAGUCAUACUCGACGAAGAGAAGAUCAUCAGACUACGUUCAAGAAUAGCGACUGCCGCCGACAUCACCCCAUCGCAACGUGAACCGGCAGUACUCGACGGCAAUCAUCGGUGGACCCGACUGUACAUCACUUGGGUACACAAACAGCUUCACCACGGCGGGUUCGAGACAACUGCGAAUGAAGUCCGGCAACACUACUGGGUGCUGAGACUACGACACGCCGUGCGCAGCGAAGUGAAGCAAUGCCUGGCCUGCCGCAUACGGAAGGCCACACCUGCGCAGCCGUCGACGGGCAACCAUCCAUAUACACGGCUCGCGCAUCAUCAAAGGCCGUUCACCUACACCGGACUCGACUACUUUGGCCCUCUCAUGGUCACUGUGGGUCGUACGAAGCAGAAGAGGUACGGGGUGCUGUUCACGUGCCUCACCACUCGAGCAGUACACCUCGAGGUCGCCGGCAGCCUGAGCACGGACUCGGCUAUCAUGGCGCUGCGACGGUUCAUCGCGCGGCGCAACUGUCCUUCCGAACUUCACUCCGACAACGGGACCAACCUGCGGGGCGCCGACGUCGAGUUGAAGAAAGCAGCGCUGGCAGCCAUGGAGGAGGAGGCGUCGGUGCGCUUCAUCCAGUGGCGGUACAUCCCUCCGAGCGCGCCAUUCAUGGGCGGCGCGUGGGAACGGCUGGUGCGGAGCGUCAAGAACGCGCUGCAAGUCACACUGCACGAACGCGCGCCGAAAGAAGAGGUCCUCGCUACACUACUGGUCGAGGCGGAGCACACCAUCAACAGUCGGCCACUCACCCACGUGUCGACCUCUGCAGACGACGAGGAAGCCCUCACGCCGAACCACUUCCUGCUGGGCGCGCCGUCACGAGUGCCGCUGCCGGGAGCCUUCACCGAGGACGACGAGGCCGGCCGCAAGGACUGGAGGAAGAGUCAACGCCUGGCAGACAUGUUCUGGGCGCGCUGGGUACGAGAAUACCUACCGGAGCUGCAACACCGGCGGGAGCCCCGAGCCACCAACGGGGCCAUCAAGAAAGACGACCUCGUGCUCAUCGCGGACGGGACUCUACCACGGAACUGCUGGCCCCACGGAGUCGUCGUGUCUACCUACCCCGGUCCAGACGGCGAGGUGCGAGCAGUCGACGUGCGCACCAACAGAGGGGUACUCCGGCGGCCUACGAAGAAAUUGGUCAUCCUGCCAGUCAACACUUGA
This is a messenger RNA of Plutella xylostella (diamondback moth), 2838 nucleotides long. RefSeq lists its product as uncharacterized. Lineage: Eukaryota; Metazoa; Arthropoda; Insecta; Lepidoptera; Plutellidae. Gene Ontology annotation, biological process: DNA integration. Gene Ontology annotation, molecular function: nucleic acid binding. The record is from RefSeq and is a predicted model, not a curated record.